Molecule: messenger RNA, 162 nt
Organism: Macrosiphum euphorbiae (potato aphid)
Lineage: Eukaryota; Metazoa; Arthropoda; Insecta; Hemiptera; Aphididae
Source: the annotation of a GenBank genome assembly
AUGACUUUUUGUAUCAGGUGUUCAGCUCAUACAAUUCAACUUAGUGUCUUUGAUGGUUUAAUAACCACUAAUCUAAAAGUAAUUUUAGAAAAAGCUCGCAAGGUUGUUAAAAAGUUGAGGACCCCCACUGUAUCAAACAUGUUGAAAAAAAAAUUUAAAUAA